This is a messenger RNA of Eremomyces bilateralis CBS 781.70, 459 nucleotides long. RefSeq lists its product as uncharacterized. The record is from RefSeq and is a predicted model, not a curated record. The transcript has a single exon. Bases 127 to 378 code for a protein of 83 amino acids. Lineage: Eukaryota; Fungi; Ascomycota; Dothideomycetes; Eremomycetales; Eremomycetaceae.
AGACAAGGUGGGAGAUAUGGGGAGUUUAUAUUUUGACGCGGCUGCAGCGGUAGACCAUUCAUCUCAUCCGAGCGUGUCUGGUAAUAAGUCCGUCUCUUCUCGAUAUCUGGGGAUAACCUUGAGAUAAUGGGAAUGCCCCGGUAUUCCCACUUCAUUCCCACUUCAUUCCCACUUCAUUCCCACUUUAUUCCCCCCUAUUCCCUUCUAUUCCCAUCUAUUCCCACACGGCUGACGAGCAGGUUUCGAGACCAUCAGCAAGUUUCUCCAUCACCCCCACAUUCGUUGGUUUCCCCAGAAGGGCCGGUGCCAACGAACUCACCGAAGUGGGGCCAGAUUUUGCCGGUGACAAUGGAGGGAUGGAGAUUGGUCACGGUCUAGACCGGCGAGGGCGGCGAAGCAGGCGAACAGGUUGGUGCAUGCAGGUCAUAUUUCCCACGAGGUCGCUAAAUUCUAGGAGCG